Molecule: messenger RNA, 252 nt
Organism: Acaulospora morrowiae
Lineage: Eukaryota; Fungi; Glomeromycota; Glomeromycetes; Diversisporales; Acaulosporaceae
Source: the annotation of a GenBank genome assembly
AUGGGGGCGAGCGGUGAAGGAACUUUUUUGCAAAAUGGUGCGCAAUUAAACGCCAACGGGAGACUCGGUGCUGAUGCAUGUAAGGCGGCUAAGUCAAUUCUUCUGAAUGCUUGCGAACACACAACUGGUAAUUGGAUCAAAUCGCAGUGGGAAAAUGCGCGAAAAGGUUCGGUGACACGUAAAUGUUCAAUGAAGGGUUCCUUUGAUAGGUACGAGGAUGCGCCGCCCACGAAAGGUCACAAUCGACAAUGA